AUGUUCAUUGGACGGCGUGAAAGUACAAUUGAAAGUGAGAGUAGUGAUGAAAACGUUGUGAGUUUUAGAAGAAAAGUUAGAAAUAGAAUUUCGUCGAGUUCAAGCUCGGAUACUGAUGAAUCAUAUGCAAGUGAAGAUAUUGAAGAAUUACUAGAAGAACUGGCUUUAGACGAAGAAGAGAAAUUGAACACAGCUGAUAAUUCAUUGGAAAAUAUAAGGCAACAAUCAUUUCCGUUCACUGGAAAAAGUGGGCUUUUGUUGGAUUUGCCGUCUGGCAUUAGCCCCGGUGAAGUUCUUUCGCUAUUCUUGAAUGAAACAGUAAUAAGUCUUUUAGUCACAGAAACUAAUAGAUAUGCAGAGCAGAAAUUACUUGAACAUAAAACGACUGGUCACGCUGGACAAAAUAAAUGGAAUCUCACCACUUCCGAAGAAAUUAAAAAAUUUAUUGGAUUGAUGAUUUGGAUGGGUCUAGUACAAACACCGCUAAAGAAAUGUUGGUCAACGGAUCCUGUAUACAAUUUUUCAUUGCCGCGCAGCACAAUGUCCCGCAAUCGAUUUGAAGAACUGCUAUCAAACUUGCAUUUUGCUAACAAUGAAACGAUAGUACAAAAUAACAAACUUGGAAAAGUUUUACCACUUGUAGACAUAUUGAUGGUUAAUUAUCAGAAGGUUUUUUCACCAGGCAAAGACAUUGUUGUCGACGAGACAAUGGUUCCGUGGAGGGGACGACUAGUAUUUCGGCAGUAUAUUCCAACAAAGUCACAUAAGUACGGUGUAAAACUGUUCAAACUAUGCUCCACCGAAGGAUACACAUGGUCUUCAAAAAUAUAUUCUGGACGAGAUACCAGCGGAAAAAGAAAAGUUGGCAUAGCAGAGAGUGUCUGCACUGAACUUGCAGACAAAUUAUUGAACGAAGGACGUACUUUAUUUGUUGAUAAUUUUUACACUAGUUAUGAAUUAGCACUUAAAUUUUUAAAUUCUAAGACGCAUGUGGUUGGAACGGUACGGCGCAAUAAAAAAAAAAAACCAAGUUGUGUAAUGUAUCCGUUGAAAAGAGGGGAAAUGGUGGCACGAGAAGAUCCAAAUGGUAUUGUAGUACUAUUCGAUACAUUCUUCAGUACCACUACGACCAAGGUGAAAAGGCGGAGCAGGUGGCCAAAAAAGUUUGUGCUGUUUAUGGACCCAAUACAGUAUCGAAUGCAACAGCAAAGCGGUGGUUCCAACGAUUCCGUUCUGGUAAUAUGGAUGUUGAAGAUGAGGCACGCUCUGGUAGGCCAAUCGUCGAAAAUGUGGAUAAAAUCAUGGAAAUCGUCGAGUCGGACCGAAAAGCGUCACCCAUAUAUGGGUGACGCGGGCCCCACGGAAGCAUGCCCGUCACCCAAGUACGGGUGA
Molecule: messenger RNA, 1392 nt
Organism: Habropoda laboriosa
Lineage: Eukaryota; Metazoa; Arthropoda; Insecta; Hymenoptera; Apidae
Product: piggyBac transposable element-derived protein 4-like
Exons: 1
Coding region: 1-1392 (463 amino acids)
Source: RefSeq, a predicted model, not a curated record